GUACGCCGAGUGAGAAGAUGCAACAGUUCUUCUCCGGACUCGGAUGACACGUACGGCGGCGAGGAAGACGAAGUGGGAUUAGGCAAGGACGAUCAGUAUCUUGUCAGUGACAGAACGGAAAAUAAGUUCUACGGUAGCGUGCACGCGGCCGCGGCUGCUUCAAGUUGUGGUAGCACUCACCAAUAUCCCGGAAAUACGCCGAUUAUCGGGCCGCCGUUGAAUUAUCUACAGCGUCGAUUGCAGGCAGCGCAAUAUCUUUGCCCCGCUAUAUUCCCAUGGGUGGACAGAGGUCCAGCGACGGAGGCAUCAGGACGUUACGUGAUGAAACUCGUUGGGAUCUUAUAUUUAUUGAUCCUUAUCUUCGACCUGAUUAUCGUUUGUGGAAUGGGUAACAUGGGAACGUUUACAACAAUAUUACUAUUUUUCUUUCUUUUCGCCAUAAUCGGUGUACUUCUCGCCAUUAGUCGAAAGCCACAAAAUAGGAAUAGCGUGAUGUUUAUGACUCCAGGCUUACCGUUCGUCCCCGCGAUUGCCGUUACCGUCAACAUCUAUCUCAUCUUCAAGCUCAGUAUCUUGACAUUGGUCAGGUUUACGGUCUGGAUGAUUCUCGGUACGAAAUGAUAAUUUACGAUCUUUCGAAAUUUAGAAUGAUAAAUAUACAUUCACAUAACACCAAUAUUGUAUUAACAGGAAUUUAU
This is a messenger RNA of Dinoponera quadriceps, 698 nucleotides long. Its product is annotated as cationic amino acid transporter 2-like. NCBI's taxonomy places the organism in Eukaryota, Metazoa, Arthropoda, Insecta, Hymenoptera, Formicidae. Gene Ontology annotation, biological process: amino acid transport. Gene Ontology annotation, cellular component: plasma membrane. The transcript is spliced from 4 exons. The record is from RefSeq and is a predicted model, not a curated record. Gene Ontology annotation, molecular function: amino acid transmembrane transporter activity. The annotation marks the transcript as partial.